Molecule: messenger RNA, 1120 nt
Organism: Bombus impatiens (common eastern bumble bee)
Lineage: Eukaryota; Metazoa; Arthropoda; Insecta; Hymenoptera; Apidae
Product: protein FAM166B-like
Exons: 5
Coding region: 278-919 (213 amino acids)
Source: RefSeq, a predicted model, not a curated record
UGUUAAGCUUGAACCCGGUUGCAAUGGUUUUACAAAAGGGGAACUUUAACGUUGUGCUUUAGAAUAAAAGAACUAUUUAUAUCGCUGCUUCGAUGCAUUAGAUAAAAGGAAGAACAAGCUUCAGGAAAGAAAUUGAACGUAACUUUGGUUUUCCAGGAUAAUCGUCCACGCUAUACCGGACACUGUCCCACCCUUAAAUUUCGAGUUGGAAAACGAUUCGGUGCGUGCACUCAAGAAAUUAUGAAGUUAAUUAAAGUUUCCACGAGCGUAUUGCAUCAUGCAGGAAUUACUUCAAAAGAAAAUUCUCAAGACAGGACCUUACAGACCCAUCUCCGAGAAGAACACAAAUGAAAACACGACGAUUAUUUACGAGAAAGAUACCAGCACAGAUUGGAAAAGAGAAACGCAUUUCUUCAAAGCACCACCGUACAUUUUGGGAUAUACUGGAUACAUUCCUGGGUUUAAUAGUAGUUAUGGUUUAUCGUUUAUGAGAGCCGUGGAAGAAGGUGCCAGAGAAUGGCGCGAAAAUCAAAUUAAAUUAAAAGCUCAUAGAGAUCUUAUGCAACCUAAGGUCGAAAAAAGCACUAUCUCUAGACACUUUUUAUUCCGACCGCGAGCCGAUGAUAUAGAUAUACCAGUCGAUCAUGAUAACGAUUUUAAUCACGAUAAAAAUCGAUUAACCACGUUUCAUUAUGAAGUUUCUCCUGAAAGACCACCGAUUGUAGGCUAUACCGGUCAUAUUCCAGGCUUUAAGGGAGAAGUUGCACUUUCGAAAAGAUAUGCACAGGCUGCGAAGAAGGGAUUGGAAUUAGUUCGAAAAGAACGCGAACAUAGACUCGGUAAAUUAAGAGACACUAAUACGGUACAGAAAGCAUUAAAUGUGUCCCGUUUCAAUGAAAUAGAUCUCGCCGGAGCCUGAUUUUUGGAAUUCAUCAAAUUUUUAAUAACACAACAUUUAAUAUACAUAUAAAUUAACAAUCUUCUUUAACUUAACUAUAUAACUUCCAUCUGAUUAGAGCUAUUUCAUGAAAUAUAAUUUAUCUUUUUAAUCUAUUUUCAUUUUUAAGACGCAGGUAACGGACGAAAAUCCAAAUAAAAUUAUUAAUAAUUUUUAUCUCGA